Kwoniella botswanensis is the source of this 6222-nucleotide messenger RNA. RefSeq lists its product as uncharacterized. The record is from RefSeq and is a predicted model, not a curated record. The transcript is spliced from 4 exons. Bases 1 to 6222 code for a protein of 2073 amino acids. Lineage: Eukaryota; Fungi; Basidiomycota; Tremellomycetes; Tremellales; Cryptococcaceae.
AUGCCUCAUACCAUCUCCCCCAACCCUUCCUCGCAAGGACUCGGAAUCUCAUUCUCAACACUCUCACCACCUCCCGCUGAGCCUCAACUUCCUCGAUACACCGGCAUUGUACCCAAGCCCUCACAAUCCUCGCCAUCUCGACUUCCGUUAGCCAACCAACUAGGUCCUCGACCUCAACCUUCGCCCACUCGCGGGGCACCUGCACCUGCGUUUCAACUUCGACCGACGCAUACAAGGCAAGGUAGUAGUAGCAAUAAAGGAUUUACCAGCUUCUCCGCCAUUCCGCCUAGUCCAGCUAGACCCAUGGGCCCGAGAUCCGUAGGUGUAUAUUCCCCUAAGAUCGGCGGACCGUCUACUAGAAGCGAAUCGGAACAUAGUCACAAUGUCACUUUAGAAUCAGCUAUAGAUCCGCAAUAUGCAGAUGAAGAAGAAGUUGAAUCAGAAGCUGAAGAAGCUGGAUCCCAGCAUGGCAUGGAAGAUGAAACGCCCAAGCAAUCGUUACGACCUCUGCCAACGCCUACGCGCAGUGCUUCUAUCGCUUCGCACCUCACUACUGCAAGCAAGCAGAUAUCAGAAGACAUGAAGAGGAAGUUCUCGAAGAGUUCAGGAGGAGAUACUUUUGGUGGUGGUGGAUCAGGCAAAUAUCUACCCCUCUCUGGGGAAGAUGAUCUUGUGCAUGAGAACGAGCUAGAGCAAGAGCAGGAAUCGAAUUUUGGGCAUGGAUCGGACAUGGCACGAGAACCAUCUUCGACUAAUGUAGAGGCUUCGCCAAUGGACUUGCCUGUACCUCAUCUUAGAAGGCCCUCGACAAGUAUUUCCAAUGGAUCAGCUCCUUCAGGUUCGAGAUCGGAAUCGAUGGCAGCCUCACCAUCCAAACUUUCAUCACAAUCUCACCAGUCCUCCGGCUCACACUCCACCUAUCAAACUAGACAAUUCCCUUAUCCACCGACGAACAACCACCCUCCUCGGUCAGCUACAACCUAUUCAGAUCCUACCAACGGCAACAACCACGCAUAUCAUCAAUACCAGGCUUAUUCUCAGGAAUACCUCCCACCUCAGGAUCGUCAACAGAUGUCCAGAUCGAAAUCACAACCGCAAUAUUUAUAUGGUGUACCCGAAUUGGAUGAUAUGACGGACCGACCUCAACCUCAGGCCCAGCAUCGGAAAGAUCCACCGAUGAUGGUCAAGCGAACAUCCGACAUUUCCUCUGGGAUUCAUUCGAAGAAUGCUGUGCUGCUCUCCGCCGAAAAUGGCGGAAUGAUGUUGGCUUUUUCACCUACUGGCGAUGGGACUUUCCGACCUGGUGAGAUGAUUUGCGGAUCGGGUACAGGCCUAUUACCUUCUGUUCAGUCUCCCGCUUCUAUCGAAAACCAACAUAGUAGUAGGGCUUCGUCCGAGGAGGAUCUCAGAGCGAGACCAUGGAGUGAAAGUUCCAUGUCUCAUGAGAAUGGUCUAGCGAGAAAACCGACUAUGUUAGGAAAUAGAGGUAGGAGUCUCUCUGAUGGUGCGCAGCUUCUAGCGAGACAGGGCACAUUGUUACAUCCCUCUUCGUCCAAGCAGCGUUCCUCGGCGGAAUUGAACGUAUUAUUAGGUGGACCUAAAUCAAGGAGAUUAUCGACGAAUAAGCUCUUGCCUCCUCCACCGACUGAGGAAGAUGACCGUGCAAAUUCGUGGCAAAAGGAUAACAAAGUCCGACUGGAGGCUAGUAAGAAAGGCAAAGCGAGGGUGGAAGUUGACGUGGUACUUGAACGAGAGUGUGUAGUGGAAGGUGGCGAAGUCAGAGGUAGAAUGGAAGUGAAAAUCACUGGUGGCAAACGAGGAGAGGGUUUGAGAGUGGGUGGUGGAAAGGUCAGAGUGGUUGGUUUCGAAGAACUGUCCGCCACCACUCGACAUAUCUUCUACCACCAACCGCACCCAUUACCAGUCUUCGACCCGGAUAUCCAGCACAACCUCUCUUCUUCUCUAUUCGCUUCUGGACCUGACUCCGAUGGGUACAGGCUGGCCGCCGAGGGUACUCACAACAUACCAUUCCGAAUGCGUCUACCUCUAGGCGGCGGAGCGAAGGGUACCUAUACUUCCCAGAACGGUAAGGGCCCAUGUGUAAGAUACGUGGUAGUUGGAUCAGUCAAGAUACAUAUACCUUCUACGGGUAAAAGGUCAAUAGCGCAUUUCUAUCGAUCAAUCGUGGUCUUACCUUAUCUCAACCCCAGUCUGGUCCUUUCACCCAGUAACGAACCUGUUGAGGGGUACACCGAGAGAGGUUUAGGCUGGAAUUUGACUGGGGAGAAAGGUAGAGUCGAGUUGAGGGUCAGUCUGGGUAGACGAAUUUGGGUUAGUGGACAGAGACUAUGGUGUGAGGUUGCUAUCAGAAACGAUAGUAAUAAAAAGAUCAAAACACUCAACUUGGCGUUGUUGCAAACUGUCCAAGUAUUCAACCCUCAACCUUUACUUGAUACCUCGGAUUUGACAACCAAACUGAUCAAAAAGCGUAAAUCGCUUCCUAACUGUGUAGGAGAAGGUGUCCCCGGAACACCGGAUCUUGACGCUUGUCAGACUACCACGCAAAGAAGGAAGAUCAGCGAAGAGAUCAUCGAAGCUGAUUUCAUCAGUCAUGGCGCUGGUAGAGUCACCGGUAAAGGUUGGUGGACAGGUGUCGAUUCGGGUGAGAGUGGUCAUUGGGAUUUGAGUUUACAAGUUCCGCCUGGGAUGUUAUCGAUAAGACGGACACGACUUAUCGAAGUUCAAUAUACUCUCCGAGUAACAGUCAAUGGAAGUAUCUACGUUGAUGUUCCUGUGCAACUCAUCAAUUUCCUUUCGAUCGAUCCACCUCCUAUGCCCAGAGACGGACCUGCUUUACUCAACCCACCUGUAUCGAACAAGCAACCUGUAUCUAAUGGUCAGAGUCGGGAUCUACAAGUCAUCAUAGGAGGAACAGGAGGAAUAUACCAACAGCCUGGACCUUCCAGCUCUCGUCCUGGUGCAAUCAGAAGUUCUUCGGAAUUCAGUGCGGACAGCGUGGAAGGAGCAGCCAGAGCGAGCAGUACGACUUUACACAUUGAUGCUCUCCUGCAGGCUGGUAGAUUGAGGGCAGAGGCAGAAGCUAUGGGUAACUUACCUCCUGCACUGUCCCAAACUCGCAGUGGGAUCGGUAAACCAAGGCCUUUGAGUCUCGGAUCAAGCUACAGUAUCUCGAAUAGAACCGACAUUCACAAUCUCACUCAAAUCGGAACGAAAUCAAAUCCGUCAUUGAAACCCAAAGGAGCGAGAGUGAUGUCAUGUAACUCGAGCUCUCACCAUAAUGAUUCACAAUCCAUCUUCUCUGGAGAAACUCAUGAUGAUGAGAAUGAUCAAGAUGUAAAUGCGAUCGAGAGUCCGGAAGAUAAGAUGAGAGUAGCUGCCAAACGAGCCUUAGCAAGGCAGAGAUCGUUAGCGGUGAUUCAUAGAGAUAUAGAUAAAGAGAAAAGAGAAUUGUACGGCGGUGAAGAACCUUUGAGUCCAGGUAGAGAACCUGAUACGCCCCUUCAAGGUGAAUUCAGACCUUGUCACACGCCGAGCGAAGAGGUUUAUGAGAUGAUUGGGAACACACCUGAGGAGGAUACUACGGAAGAAAAUCAGGAUCCAUUGCCGGUUGAAUCGCCCAAGGAGGAUUUCCAACGAAGACAGCUGAGAGUGGUUAAUACGGAUGAAAAUAAUGAUCACGACAACGAGGAUAACGAAGAAGAAGCUGUGACCCAUGAGGAUGAAGAUGUUUAUGGCGGACUUGAAAAUGUUGAAGAUACCAAUCAAGAAACGGAAGAAGCGAAAGAAGACGGGUUAGGCCUCGAGCUGGAUGUAGGUAACGAAACGGUUUUAGCGAACAUGAUACCUGAAGAAAGACAAGAACUCGAACAGGUGAUGUCUCAACAGGGACAUGAGGAUAACGUAUAUGAUUAUGGUGAAGAUGCUGAAAUCGAGGACGAUCACGAAGAUGAUCAGGAACAUCUACUCUCCCCAGCAAGGGACGUGGAACAACUCCCUUCGUCAACCUCUUCACAGAGAUUACCAUUUGCAUUUGAACCGUAUCAGCCUGGCCCAGAAAGAGAAAGAGAAUCUCAUAUCGCAGCCACUCGAUCGGUUUACGGUAGUUUCGCAGCUGGAUCGGCCGUCAGCGAACAGGAAUCAGAGGUUGGUCAAGUAUACGAGGUGGUCAAGAGAAACAUCUCGAUCAAAGUACCUUCCAAAUUGAUACCUCUAUCUUCAAACUCAACUGAGAAGGAAGAACAUGAAACAUCGUCAUCCCCAACAGAAUGUGACCAUGACAAUCAGAUCCAUCCGUCUUCCGCCCCAUUAACCAAAUCAUCAAGUAUCAGCCAUUCUCUCCUUGCUGAUGCUAGACGAGCAUCUUCUUCGCAGUUCAGAAAAGAUUCGAUGUCAAGUAUCAAUUCUAGUCCCGGUCCAACUGCACGAAGAGGUUCUUCGAUACUGGGUCAACCGCAGGGCAAUACCAGUGUUAUGUCAAGAAGAGAAUCUGCGACUAUGGGCACAGCAGGUCAUGGUCAGCCGUCGCCAAUGAGGAGGGAAGGAAGUUCAGGCACUAUCGCGACUUCGCCAAUUGCCGUUGCGAGAGUGCUUCAAAAGAAGAACUCAUUCACCUACGCUACUCCAGGUUCACCACUGAAGAUCCAAACUUCCUCUUCUGUACUUUCCACUUCGCCAGAGAAAGAAAGUAGGAUCCGAUCGUCUCCUGGUAUGAGUCCCAAGAGUUUAUCGCCCGUUCAUCGACCAAUGGAUAUGAUGAAGCUUCCUUCGAUGAACAGUCAACUCCGAAAUCAGAUCCUUCCUUGCGACUCAGACACGAAUUCAGGAUCUUCGGCAGACAAGAGAUCACCUGAUCUGAAUGGAGAUAGUGGUGAUGAAGGUGUAUUUGGUUUACCUGGAUUGGCACCUUCCGUAGCAUCUGAUUCAGCCUCUUCCUCAGAGGGACAUCAAUUAGAUUCGCCAAUCAGUCUCAACUCGUUACCUCAACCGCAUAUUCAGAGUCACUCGCCUAACCCCACAUCUCCUACUAAGAGAUUACUACCACUGGUGCCAGGUGCAUAUCAGCCUUUCUCAAUCGACCAGGACGUAUACCAACCUCAACAAAAGGAGAUGCUCAGUAAUCCUGAUUGGAGACCUGAUGGGUAUACUAGGAACUCACAGGUGUUACGUGUCCAGACUCAAGUAUAUCAUCAGAGCGAGAGACAGAAUCUUUUACCUAUCCAAAUGGAAGAAGAGAUGGCAUAUUCUGAAGAAAACGAAAAUAUACCGUCAUCACCCAGAUCAACUUCAUCAUGUCAUUCGAUGUUACCUUCAGUAAAGAACAAGAUCCUUCAAUUGGAGAAUCGUGAUGAGGCUUUGAGGAAGUUCAGCGUAUCCGGUUCGGUCCCAUCUUCAGUGGCUCCCAGUAGACAGACAAGUAUCGUCAGUCCCGAAUUAAUGAUGUCGAGUAGACAUAAUAGUUUGGUUCCGAUGUCAAGUAGACAGAACAGUCUGAUCCCGAAUACUGUGUUAUCAAGUCGACAGGGAAGUAUGGUCAACCCAAUCUCGAUGCCAAGUAGACAAAAUAGUUUAAUCCCUGGAAUGUCAACCAUCAAAGAAACGACCACGACUACGACCAGUCCAACUGUCAAACGAAAGAGUUAUACCACGGCAUUAGCACCUAAACCCAGUCCUCAAAGAAAAAUAUCCAACGAGACCUAUCAUUCAGCUGUACCCGCAAGUCCUGAAUCAGGUGUGAAUACACCCAUAGGAUAUCGAUACGAUCAACCUUCUUACCAAGCUCAAGUGCAGAAUAUCAAAGGAUUAGGUCAUACGACAUAUGUCAACAGACGAUCUUAUGGUUCACCUACUCAUAAGGAAGGUGAUUAUUUUAAUUACAGAUAUCGAAUGAAUGGACAAGGACAUGGACGAUCGGAUAGUAUAAACUCGAACACGCGAUCGGCGACUUCGAGCAAAGUAUCACCUUUGAAUGAGAGUCAACCGGUUUUAGAUCCAUUUGGAUUGAAUCAUCAUAACCAGACGGAAUCUCUCGAUGAAGUAGAAGUGAAGGAGAAGACGGUUAAAACCAAAGUCUCAGGAUUCUGGCAGAUGGGAGAUGACAACGGUAAUGGGGAGGACUCAAAUUCAGAUUUGAAAGUGUUCACUAGACAUGAUAGGGUCAGUGUCAGUGAGGGUGAGACCAGUGAGAGUGAAGGGUUGUUAUGA